AUGAGUGAACCACAAACAACGGCAAAAAUACGGCUGCAUUCAUCCAAGGGCACGAUUGACGUGGAGCUUUGGGCCAGAGAGAUACCCAAGACGUCACGAUGGGUGAUUCAAGCCGCAGCUGCCAAUGGCUUCAAAGAUACCGAGUUUUGGGGCGCGUCUGAAGAGACUGUUCAGUUUGCCGAACAGUUGAGACCAGCGCAGUCAAAACCUGAGAUACACAGCAGAUUAAGGUUCAAUAGAAGGGGACUAGUUGGUGUGCGACAUGGUGCUGAUGGCGGAUUAUUCAUGACCCUUGGACCGGCACCGGCUUUGACUGGGAAAGCCACUGUGCUUGGCCGAAUUGUUGGCGACGGAAACUACGUUGUGGCGGCAAUUGGAGCUGCAGAUCUUACUAAUGGUAGGUUCACGUAUCCCACGAAGAUCUCAAAAUCUGAGGCUCUGGUGGAGUUCUUCGAAGAUAUCGUGCCGGAGACCAGCAAGGCAGAAUCGGACUUGCUAGAGUCACCAAUGCCCGUAACCAAGACUACCACUACGAAGAAGCCAAAAGUGGUGGUCAGCUUUGAUGAUGAGGAAGACGACUCAGAUGUUGGUUUGGAUAUCAGAAUGCAAUCUGCACACGAGCUGUUGAGUGACAGAGGAAUGAUUAGCAGCAAGCUGCAGAGCCCAUCACCAGGAUCUGAAGUGCCUUCGCUAGCAGAUUCUGUUGAAACAGCGAAUGGGUCCAGCCAAUCAGAUGUGGAGCCAAUGCGGGCUAAACGGACUAGAUCGGCGUCAAGUGAUUCCGCCCCAGAAAAGAGAAGGAGCAAGACGAAGGAGGAACGUGAUUUGGAGACGUUGGAAAUGCUGAAAGCUUUUCAGAGUCGAGCGAAAUCGCGAUGGCUUGAUGAUGUGGAUACGAGUGAGAAGGAGUGA
Kuraishia capsulata CBS 1993 is the source of this 912-nucleotide messenger RNA. RefSeq lists its product as uncharacterized. Gene Ontology annotation, cellular component: catalytic step 2 spliceosome. Gene Ontology annotation, molecular function: peptidyl-prolyl cis-trans isomerase activity. NCBI's taxonomy places the organism in Eukaryota, Fungi, Ascomycota, Pichiomycetes, Pichiales, Pichiaceae. Gene Ontology annotation, biological process: protein peptidyl-prolyl isomerization. The record is from RefSeq and is a predicted model, not a curated record. The coding region runs from base 1 to 912 and encodes 303 amino acids. The transcript has a single exon.